Molecule: messenger RNA, 1218 nt
Organism: Impatiens glandulifera
Lineage: Eukaryota; Viridiplantae; Streptophyta; Magnoliopsida; Ericales; Balsaminaceae
Product: probable serine/threonine-protein kinase PBL3
Exons: 6
Coding region: 1-1218 (405 amino acids)
Biological process (GO): protein phosphorylation
Molecular function (GO): ATP binding; protein kinase activity
Source: RefSeq, a predicted model, not a curated record
AUGACAGUUGUUCAUUUGGAGACCGUCUGCUCCUCGAAGAUUGUUUGUGGACUUGUGCCAAGUCAGGCUAGUUGGUUGGUUGGAUGCGUCACGCAGGAUGCGUCACGCAAGAUUCAGCUCAAAUCCCUUCCAACAAUUCAGGAUCCAAAUAAUAAUAGUAAUUUGUUUCUGAUGUUUAAUCAAUUUGUUUGUUUAUUUGUUUUUAUGAACAAUAUUACAGUCUCAUCUUGUUAUAGAGAAAACAAUGAUAUGAUUAUCCCAUCUCCAAGAUCAGAGAGUGAAAUCCUUUCAUCAACUCAUGCCAAGGCAUUCUCAUAUAACGAGCUAAGGAACGCCACCAGAAACUUUCGCCCUGACAGUCUUCUUGGCGAAGGUGGAUUCGGUUAUGUAUUCAAAGGUUGGAUUGAUGAACAAUUGCUCACUGCUUCCAGGCUAGGUUCUGGCAUCGUUGUUGCUGUCAAGAAACUUAAACCUGAAGGCUUCCAAGGUCACAAGGAGUGGUUGACGGAAGUUAACUAUCUUGGCCAACUUCUUCAUCCGAAUCUGUUUAAGCUUAUUGGGUAUUGUUCAGAAGGUGAUAAAGAUAAGCUCUUGGUUUAUGAGUUUUUGCCAAAAGGGAGCUUGGAGAAUCAUCUUUUCAGAAGAGGACCUCAACCACUUUCAUGGUCCAUAAGGUUCAAAGUGGCCAUAGGAGCUGCAAGAGGCCUUUGUUUUCUACACGAUAACGAGGAGCAAGUCAUAUAUCGUUAUUUCAAUGCUUCCAAUAUCCUACUAGAUACGGAUUUCAAUGCAAAACUGUCGGAUUUUGGGUUGGCCAAGGCAGGACCAACUAGAGAUAAGACACACGUAUCGACUAAAGUGAUGGGUACCCACGGUUAUGCAGCACCAGAAUAUUUUUUCUUAUAUAUAGAAUCAACUUUCAUACAUUAUUUUUGUGAUUUUGUCAAUCAACAAACAGGUCGGUUUACGACAAAAAGUAAUGUGUAUAGUUUUGGAGUAGUGUUACUCGAAUUGCUAUCUGACCGUCGAGCAGUUGAUAAGUCAAGAAUGGGUGUAGAACAGAAUCUAGUGGAGUGGGAUAUUCUUUAUUUAGGGGACAAACAGAAACUAUUCAGGAUUAUGGACACAAAAUUAGAAGGACAAUAUCCUCAAAAAGGAGCUUUUAUGGCUGCUAACCUUGCUCUGCAGUGUCUAAAAUCAGAGCCUUUCGAGUUAUAG